GUUCAGACGAACGUCGUUCGCCCAAGAGCGUCAGAAUCAAAGAAGAGGCCGAGUACGAUGCCCUCCCUUCCCCCACCUCCCGCACUGCGCCUCCCGCCAACCAGCCAUCGGCACACUCACAACCCGCCGACGCCGCCCCCACCACCGCGGCGCCCGCCCCCGCCCCCUCCGCGGCACGCCCGUCCCCCAGCAAGAAACGCCGCGUGACGAUAAGCGGCAUCUCGCACCCAAUCAACACGGACGUCAGGCCUCCGCCCCCGACAGAUCCCAACACAUCGAUCUCGCCCGUGGUCAUGGGCCUCCCCAUACCCCGCGACGACGCUGCCGCGAUCGAGCAGGUCCGCUCCAUGCUCUCCAUCAAGCAGCAGCAGAAGGAGCUCAUCGAGCAGCGCCGCGGCAGCACCGCAGGCCUCGCACCCCCAGUCAGUGCCCCUCCCGCGCCGCCUGCUCAUCCUCAUCAGGCUCCAUCUGACGAACGCCAGCCCUCGGCGAAGGCACACGCUCCCGCGCGGACCGGGGGGCGCAGCCCCAUUACUAGCGGUCCCCGCCGGUCGAGCGUUGCACUCUCCGCGAACGCACCUUCUAACCGCGGUGUUUCUCCCCUCGCCCGCCAGUCCAGCCCACCCCCACCACACCAUUCCCAGCACGGCCCGGCCCCGCCGAUGCUGCAUCCCCCACCGCCGCAUAUCUCCAUGCAAGAGCAGCACACGGGCGGUUCGCACCAGCAUGCGCUGCCCGCUCCUCCGAUCAGCUUCGCUCGACGGCGCGCAACGCGGCAGCUUGGGAAAAGCAAGCCUGCGGACAUUAUGAUUAGCCCGCGGGACGCAGCAGGGGACCGCCUGCAGCCGUCUAUACAGAGCGCCCCACCCAUCCCCCGCGCAGGUGCAACGCAGGGCAUGACCGGCCGAUUCGGAAACAUGAUGCUCCCCAGCCUCCCACCAGUGCUCGGGCCAGGACAGAGCACGCAGCGGAUGACCGCGAGCCGCGUCCCACCCACGCCCACGCGCCUCAGCAUGGCGCGGCACCCGCCUACGGCAUCCAUCCUCACGCCUACGGUUGGCUCGAUUUCUACCACGGCGGCAGCAGCAGCUGCACGCUCCCCACCGACCGCGACCGUGCCUAUCGCGACGACGCUCGUGCCGCCGACGCCUGCGGCGCUGCACGCGCCGGGGUAUGCGGGCGAGAAGGCCGCGUUCCUUGCGCCGUUCGAGAUGUUCUACGACGCGCUCGCGGACGCGCGUACUCUGAAGGGCUGGCUCGGCGAGCAGCUCCAGAAGAGCCAGGCGCUUGCCACGCAGCUCCAGCGCCAACAGGAGCACCUCGACGAGGUUGUAGCGGCCGCUGUCGAGCGCCACAUGACGCCUGUGCGCAACGAGAUGUUCGGCCUGCAGCGGCGGGUCGAUGAGCUCGAGCAUGCGCUACACCACGUCGCAAGCGGGUCGGCGGCAACCUCGGGGCUCGUGCGCACGACAUCCACCGGGCACGGCCACGGGCAGACCUACAGCCCGAACAUGGGCGCGGCGAAAGGGAAGACAAAGGCGAACGGCGUCCCGGAGUCGUACCAGUUCCCCCCAUCCGCAGGGGAUGGCCCGGGUGCGGUCGUGCGCCGCGCGCUCUCGCCUGCGCAGCUCGAGCGCGAGCGCGAGAGCAGGAGCUUCCCUGGGUCGCAAACGGGCUCGCCCGUGCCCUUUGACGUCGGCCGCCGCCUCUCGGUGUCCGCGAUCCGCCUCGACCCUCGCGCACCCGUCGUGUCCGACCCGACGCCCGUGCACCGCACGCCGGGGCGCGAGCGCGAACGCGAGCUUGGGGGGCGCGCGCUGCCCCCGCCGCCGUCCGCGGCCCCGGUCAGCGGCGCGGGUGGGAGUGGCGGCAGCUGGAAUCGGCCGUGGUCGCCACGGAGUGCGCGGGUGUCGCUCCCCGCGGGCACGUCUGCCACGCGCUCGUCGCUGGGCCACCAUGAGCGGCCGGGGCUGCCGAGACGCGCGUCUGCGCAGCGGGUCGCGGGCGAGGGGUAUGCGUAUGUAGGGCAUGAAGGAGCUGAAGGGCGGGACAGGGACAGGGAUCGGGACGGGGAGGGGGACGCUUCGUCGCCGCCUCCACCCCCGCCUCGCAAUCCGCCGAGGCGGGAUGCGCGGUCCCCAGAGCCGAUGGAGGAGUAGGCGACAUAACUGCGACUCGUUCCAGCGGCUUACCCCUCGCACUCUCUUUCCAUGUUUUCAGGUUCCCGACCUUCAAAACCCACUGACCCGGCCUUCCCCAUGUACUCCCCAGCACCCAUUUCUACGCCUCUGUCGGGACCAUCUCUUGUACUGACAUUGGUCAUCCCGAUACUCCUCUCACCCCCUUCCUGUCUCACCGCGGGCAUCGCUGUACGUUUAACCGUGCUGCGCGCCCUUCUUUCCACCGUUCCUGCCUCGGGCUCGGACGUUCGUCGCGUUCAUUCGUGCGCUCACUUGUUCU
This is a messenger RNA of Trametes versicolor FP-101664 SS1, 2460 nucleotides long. RefSeq lists its product as uncharacterized. The record is from RefSeq and is a predicted model, not a curated record. Lineage: Eukaryota; Fungi; Basidiomycota; Agaricomycetes; Polyporales; Polyporaceae. The coding region runs from base 294 to 2159 and encodes 621 amino acids. The transcript has 2 exons.